Messenger RNA from Ambispora gerdemannii, 1170 nucleotides. NCBI's taxonomy places the organism in Eukaryota, Fungi, Glomeromycota, Glomeromycetes, Archaeosporales, Ambisporaceae. The record is from the annotation of a GenBank genome assembly.
AUGGACACAAAAGACACUAACCAAGAAAGGACAGCAGAAGCAACAGAGAACGGCAAUAAUGCUAGUGAUAGUAACAAUAGUAAUAAAAAUAGCAAUAAACCACAUCGACCUCUAAGUAUACAUCGGCCGCACUCUCACAGGACAGCAGAAAAAACAAAGAGCAACAAGAAUACGCCAGUAGGCAGCCCAUGGGGUCGUCACGACCAAGAAAUACCUUAUAAUGGCGGCGGCAGCAGCAACAACAACAGCAACGUAAAUAUUAAUCAUGAUGGAUCUUAUGAUUAUCGUUCACCAUAUGGGCGACGUCACACUUAUGGCCGUUAUGAACAUGAUAGGCCAUUGGGAGGUGAUGAAACGAGAGGUCAUCAAAAUGCCCGAGUAUCUUAUGGGGGCAAAUACCAAGGAUAUUAUGAUUAUUAUGGAGGAGCAGGAGGUGGGGCUGGUUAUGGCUAUGACCAUGAUGACCAAUAUUACGAAAAUCGGAGUCAAUCACGAUAUUCACAUAAACGUCGCUCGAAAUCUUCCAGCUAUAUUGAUUCUUAUCUAGCAGAUGAACAUCAUGAGAAACACCAAUCACAACAUCAACUAGUGAAACACCAAUCACAACAUCUACAAGAGAAACACCAAUCACAUCAACAACGACCAGAGAAACAGGAAGAAAAAUCAGAGAAACCACCAACUCCGGAGUUCAUCACUACCACUAGCACAGAAAUUACAGUCACCCCAGCAGUUACCCCAUCAACUGAGCCCGAAACAACAGAUCCAGCAAACUUAAAUGAAACCAAAAAUACAAAAGUCGCGCCACCAAUUAUUAAGGCAUUUCACACUGGAAAACCGAAUGGCAAGAGAUUGUUGUUACGGUUUAUGCAGUUUCUUUCGAGUGCUGGUGCGUUUGGCUUUAUUGUGGGUGCUCCGAUUUAUUCUGGGGAAACCAUACCUUUCACUGAUAAAUUUGCAGUUAUUUGUCUUUAUGGACUAUCAAUAAUUUCUACACUAGUAUCGCUGUAUACUCUAGUAAUAUAUUGUAUUCGACGUUUUAAACAUGGGGAGAAACUUAAACGAUGGCUAUUGCUAGUGGUAGAUAUGAUAUUUGCGUUAAUGUGGGGUGCGGAUGUGAUGAUAUUAAUUGGAACGAAUCGUUGCACUCCUGGUGAUCAUAAUCAUUGGUGA